AAGAAAGAUAACCAGAUUGUAAAAACAUAACUAGAUGGUAGACAUGGGUAAAAACUGAUCAAAUCCAAACAAAAAAUGAAGAGGGAAAUUAGGGUUUUAUUCUGGCAAAAAUGAAUUUCAAGCUAAAAUUCAUCAAAACAGUACAGUUCAAACUCAAGAUUCCAGCAUCCAACCACCAAAUGCAGCUAAGAAAAUAAUUGAUCAUCGAAUACCAUUCCUCUUUUAACAACUUCAUACAAGUUUAAGUGGCAGUCAUCAGAACAGCACAAAAACUUAAAAGGCGAAAAACACCCAAGGCCGAAUUUUCUGGAGAAGAGCAGAUCAGGAUCAGGAGGGAGGGAUCCCUCCCACGGCACCUGCUCCGUUCAUCUCCUUCACCAUCCUCUCCGAAAAUCCUUCGGUUCUAGAGAGUUACCUAAAGCAAGGACCAAUUUCUGAACCUUGAAGCCACUGUUCCUCCCCCUGUUGACUGGCCACCAAAUUCGCCCCCAGAGAAAGAAUCCGUUCGUCACCGACCGUUCGAUCCUUCAGUGUUAAUCCCUCCUUACACCACAAACCAGCACCGGUACUCUACCAAAGGAAGAACCGGGGAUGAUGCUGAUCUUUAAAAUUUUGGUGGUCAGAACCCCUUUCCUCUCCAAUGGCUUUUUGGUGGUGAUUAUGAUGAUGAUGACCAGCAAAGAUGGUGGUGAGAUGGUAAAACUUCGGUUUGAAGGGAGGCUGAGAGGAGAGGAAGACUUCGAUCUACAUGAUCAUCUGCAUGUUAAGAGAAUCUCAGAGGCAGAUCGAGAGGAAGCAAUCAACAACACAUGCUUAGUUAGUUACAAACUCUGUGUACAACGUAUGAUCUGAGCUUGCAUCCUUCUCCAGUGGUAUUGCAUCAUCUUGGUGAAACCCAUACUCUAUUUCAAAGAGUAUAGAUUUACAUUAAUUAUUCUCAAGUAAUCGGUGGAAUUUACUAUCUGACAUUGAAGAAGCUAUAUAUCUCAACUAGGUAGAUCUACAUGAGCUACAGCUACUGCAUACUCAGGGAACAUCUCAAAACCAGAUCAAGAGGAAGCAAUCAACAACACAAGCUUAGUUACAAACUCUAUAUUGCAUCAUCUUGGUGAAAUCCAUACUCUGCUCCAAAAAGUAGAGAUUUACAUUUAUUAUUUCCAAGCAAUCAGUGGAAUUUGCUAUCUGAUAUUGAAGAAGCUGUAUAUCUCACUUCUCAACUUGAUUUUCAACCUGAAAAUAAUUUACCACAGAGUUUUAGCACACAAGACAGCAAGAAGGAGCAAACUUCAGAUUUUCAACCCAAAAAUCAUCAAUCACAAAGUUUCCGCAUACAAGCAAGAAGGAACAAACUCCUAGGUAAUUU
Molecule: messenger RNA, 1363 nt
Organism: Rubroshorea leprosula
Lineage: Eukaryota; Viridiplantae; Streptophyta; Magnoliopsida; Malvales; Dipterocarpaceae
Source: the annotation of a GenBank genome assembly